This is a messenger RNA of Silurus meridionalis, 1795 nucleotides long. RefSeq names its product ZPR1 zinc finger (gene zpr1). Gene Ontology annotation, cellular component: cytoplasm; nucleus. The record is from RefSeq and is a predicted model, not a curated record. The coding region runs from base 122 to 1450 and encodes 442 amino acids. Lineage: Eukaryota; Metazoa; Chordata; Actinopteri; Siluriformes; Siluridae. The transcript has 13 exons. Gene Ontology annotation, molecular function: zinc ion binding.
GGAAAUAAUAGUGCGGAUCCAUGUGCGCACUAUUGUGACGACAUUUCUAGACGCUUCCACGUUUUCUCCAAACUUCUGGUUGUAGUUGUUUUUGAAAGGCAGCAAAGGGGUUCUCCAUACAAUGUCGGUGAUCGGCGAAGAGUCUGUCCGCGGGGUCAUGUUUAAAGACAUAAACGCGGACGAGGACGAAGCUCAGCCCACGGAAAUCGAGAGCUUGUGCAUGAACUGUUACGAGAAUGGAAUGACACGUCUUCUUAUGACCAAAAUUCCAUUCUUCAGGGAAAUCAUUAUAAGCUCCUUCACAUGUUCCCACUGUCACUGGACCAAUACAGAAAUCCAGUCUGCAGGUCGGAUCCAAGAGCAAGGUGUCAGCUACACACUCCAUAUAAAGACUAAAGAGGAUAUGAACCGUGAGGUCGUGAAGACCGACAGUGCCACUGUUAGAAUACCCGAGUUGGACUUUGAAAUACCUGCAUUUACACAGAAAGGCUCAUUGUCUACUCUUGAGGGACUUUUUGACAGAGCGGUUGCCGGUUUAGAGCAAGAUCAACCAAAACGACGGACCACUGAUCCGAAAGUAGCAGACAAAAUAGACCAAUUUAUUCAGAGGCUGAAAAAUCUGAAAGAUGUCCAAGAAGAAUUUACACUAAUCAUUGAUGAUCCCUCAGGGAACAGUUUCAUUGAGAAUCCAUUUGCACCUCAGAAAGACCAAGCACUCUCUGUCUCUUAUUACAAAAGGACAGCUGAGCAAAACACAGCCCUUGGGAUAGAGGAAAGUGAACCGGAACAAGAGGAGGAAAAUGACAACGAUCCGGAGUCAAUGAGGAACGAAGUCCUGGUGUUCAACACCAACUGCCCAGAAUGCAACGCUCCUGCUUCGACAAACAUGAAACUUGUCCAAAUUCCACAUUUCAAAGAAGUUAUCAUCAUGGCAACAAACUGUGACAGCUGUGGACAUCGAACUAAUGAGGUGAAAUCAGGUGGUGCCACAGAGGAGCUGGGAACCAAAAUCACUCUCCACCUCACAGACCCGUCAGACAUGUCACGAGACCUGCUGAAGUCAGAGACGUGCAGUGUGGAGAUUCCAGAGCUGGAGUUUGAGCUGGGUAUGGCGGUCUUAGGAGGAAAAUUCACCACUCUGGAAGGGCUUCUUAAGGACAUCAAAGAACAGAUCGUCAUGAAAAACCCCUUUAUUUGUGGAGACAGCGCAGUUUCCGACACAUCUGAGAAACUGAAGCUAUUUGGGAAAAAGAUCGACAAGAUUAUGUCAGGAGAAAUGGACGUCCACAUCAUCCUGGAUGAUCCAGCAGGAAACAGUUACUUGCAGAACGUUUACGCUCCGGACCCUGAUCCUGAGUUGAAGAUCGAGAAGUACGUUCGAACGUUUGAACAUAACGAAGACUUGGGACUUAACGACAUGAAAACCGAGGGCUAUAGCACUGAGAAUUGAGAGAAUUCAGCCAGGGGUCAACAUUAGUUAAACGUUUUUUAUUGUUUUUAUUUAAGAGUGACGAUGUAGUUAAGUGUACAAAAAAAAAAAAAGAAACAUGAGCACUGUCUUGUUUAAUUGCAUGCAAAAUGCCCAGGCUUUCUUGCAUCUAUACGAGAUUUUUUGUUUUUCGGCCUUGUGUUUAUCAGGUCAUGAUAACCACCAAGAUGUUAUGAAAUUACAGUAUAAAAUGCAUAGUUAAAUAGCACUUAGUGCUACAGUGCAUUGAUUUUCUUUAAACAGGUAAAUUAAUCAAGUGUACAUAAUGUAUGCAUUGUCUUUGUACAAUAAAUAAUAUUGAAUCUG